Punica granatum (pomegranate) is the source of this 1364-nucleotide messenger RNA. NCBI's taxonomy places the organism in Eukaryota, Viridiplantae, Streptophyta, Magnoliopsida, Myrtales, Lythraceae. The record is from RefSeq and is a predicted model, not a curated record.
GGUCGACUGUGACUGACCGGCCCUUCUUCCACCCUUCUCUCUCUCUCUCUCUCUCUAGUUUUCUUCACUCUCCAUUUCCUUAUCUCUCUCUCUCUCUCUCUCUCUCUGGUUUGCCAUGUCUCUCGCAGCUUCUCCGUUCAUGAAGUCCCUGAAGCUCUGCGCAGCCUCUUCCUCCCCCGGCUCAAGAAUCUACUGCCCGAUUGUCUCCCUGCCCUACAAACCCAACAAGGUCUCACCUUUCUCACUCCCAACCUCAUGGGUCCCCUUGAAGGUGAGACCUUUGUCGGUCCCUCUCGUGGCUCAGACAUCGGACUGGGCCCAGCAGGAAGACAAGGAGGAAUCUGAAGCUUUUGUAGCUUCCUUUGAAGGCGGCGAGGAGAGCCCUGCAGAAGAGGAAGGGAGCGGGGAGGGUGAGUACUACCAGGAGCCGCCUGAGGAAGCUAAGCUCUUUGUGGGUAAUUUGCCGUACGAUGUCGACAGUGAGAGAUUGGCUCAGGUUUUUAACCAGGCCGGAGUCGUCGAGAUUGCUGAGGUAAUAUACAACAGAGAAACGGAUCAAAGUAGAGGGUUCGGGUUCAUCACUAUGAGUACCAUUGAAGAGGCUGAAAAGGCCGUGGACAUGUUCCAUCGUUAUGAUCUUAACGGGAGGCUUUUAACAGUAAACAAGGCGGCUCCAAGAGGUUCACAACCCGUUCGGACUCGUGCUGUGGAACCAUCAUUAAGAGUCUACGUGGGCAACCUACCAUGGCAAGUGGAUGAUGCUCGGCUGGAGCAGGUAUUCAGUGAACAUGGGAAGGUGAUAAGUGCGAGGGUAGUCAUGGAUAGAGAAUCGGGCCGGUCACGUGGAUUCGGGUUUGUCACCAUGUCUUCUGAGACAGAAGUGAAUGAUGCCAUUGCUGCGUUAGAUGGACAGAGCUUGGACGGUCGGGCAAUCCGAGUAAACAUUGCUGAAACUCGGCCGAGGCGUGGCUCAUUCUCAGAGUAGGAGAUUCUCUUCGAGUCUCCAUGGACUCUUGUAGCUUUGUUAUAUGCCAUUAUAUGGGCAAGUCCUUUUGUGUCUUUUGUCUCUUGGGUAGUUUAUGCAUCAUAUUCUUUGGUUUUGUUGCUUAGAAUUGUUUCUCGUUUAUUUUUCUAUUCAGAGUUCUAAUAGAGUUUUCGGAUACAAUCACUUUAGAUGAUUGCCACCCAAGUUUCAAGAGUUCUGUCUACAUACAACCGUUCAUGUAACAUUAAUUCUCUCCAUGAGAUAUUCAACAGUCUUAUGAGGCUUCAGUAGAGAUUUCAUUCUACAACAUUAUGAACAUUUGUCUCUUGUAUUGAGAUGAUCUGUAAAAUCAGUAUACAUGUUCGGUAUCACUCUGGAA